AUGAUUUCGGAGUCGCAAUUGCAGACGCUCAAGGAAAGAGCGCUUGCCAAUCGGGCAAAGGCGUACUGUCCGUACUCUAACUUUCAUGUGGGGUGCUGUUUGCUCGCGAACGGCGAGUUUUUCGACGGCGCUAACGUCGAAAAUGCUUCGUACGGGGGCGCGAUCUGUGCAGAGCGCACGGCCGCCGUGGCUGCUGUGACACAGGGUCGGACCCGGUUCGAGGCCGUGGCCAUCUCGGGCGACCUCGAUACCUGCAUCUCGCCGUGUGGGAUCUGCCGGCAGUUUCUGCGCGAGUUUUCGGCACUGGACGUGCCGAUCUACAUGUACAACAAGGACGGAUCGAAAGUGGAAAAACUGACCAUGAACGAAAUCCUGCCGCAGAGUUUUGGCCCCGCCGAUUUGGGCAAAUAG
This is a messenger RNA of Ogataea parapolymorpha DL-1, 411 nucleotides long. RefSeq lists its product as uncharacterized. Gene Ontology annotation, cellular component: cytosol. Gene Ontology annotation, molecular function: cytidine deaminase activity; zinc ion binding. The coding region runs from base 1 to 411 and encodes 136 amino acids. Lineage: Eukaryota; Fungi; Ascomycota; Pichiomycetes; Pichiales; Pichiaceae. The transcript has a single exon. The record is from RefSeq and is a predicted model, not a curated record.